UACAUUGCACUUUUAAGUUUAAGGCUAAAUAACAUGGAAAUGGUUGGAAAUAAGUGAUGUUAUCUUCUGCAUGGGCAACUAAGGAUCACCUGGGACUAAACCGCAUGAUUCUACACAAUAUUUUCAUCAGCGUUUCAAGAUUCACACAAUACAGCUUUGUAUAGGUCAUGUUUAAUACAGAAGACCAUCCCCAUUUACGAUUAAAUCGUUUAACUGAUGAAUGGGUUAUAGUUUCACCUCAUCGUAUGAAAAGACCAUGGAAGGGGCAAGUAGAGAUAGAAGAAAAAGAAAAUGUUCCAAGAUAUGAUAUCAAUAAUCCGUUAUGCCCUGGUGCAACACGUUCGUCUGGAAAGGUAACGAGCGAAUAUACAAACACAUUUGUAUUUGAAAACGAUUUUCCUGCUCUGCUGGAACAUACACCAGAACCUGACAAAGAAAACGAUGAAUUAUUUCAAAGUAAAAAAGCUGAGGGUGUCUGCCGUGUGAUGUGUUUCCAUCCGUACUCGGACCUUUCGCUACCAUUGAUGAAAGUGGAAGAAAUUCAGAAAGUUAUAUCCACUUGGAUUGAGGAAUACACUGAAUUAUCAAGAACUUAUCCUUGGGUUCAGAUUUUUGAAAAUAAAGGGAAAAUGAUGGGAUGUUCAAAUCCUCAUCCACAUUGUCAGAUAUGGGGUUGCAAUUUUCUUCCAAAUGAGCCAUACAAAGAGGAUAAAAAUCAACAGGAAUACAUGUUGAAGAAGAGGAGACCGAUGUUACUUGAUUACGUCUUACAGGAACAAAAAGCAAAAAAACGUGUCGUCGUCCAAAAUGAGGAGUGGCUUGUCGUGGUGCCAUACUGGGCUGUGUGGCCAUUUGAAUUAUUAUUACUACCAAAAGCGCCAACACAGAGACUUAAUGAUCUUUCAUUAUCUCAACAGAACGCGCUGGCUGACAUCAUGAAAAUCUUCCUGACUAAAUAUGAUAAUUUAUUCCACACAUCAUUUCCAUAUUCAAUGGGCUGGCAUGGAGCGCCAACAGACAAGGACGGUAACCAUUGGCAACUACAUGCGCAUUAUUACCCUCCAUUGUUGAGAUCUGCCACUAUAAAGAAACAUCUGGUUGGAUUUGAAAUGCUUUCUGGUAACAUGAGAGAUCUUACGCCUGAAAAGGCAGCAGAGACCCUUAGAAGUCUAUCGAACGUCCAUUACAAGGAAGACGGCGACAAAAAAGAUAGUGCACGAAUAUAAUGUGCAAUAAAUUGGAAUUACCAGAAAAAAGGUACUACAAGCGACUCUGUUGGCUACUUAUCGAUUAUUUCAUAAUCGACUCGUUGCUACGAAGUAUAUAUACGAACUGAAAAAAUGUAGUUAAUUGAAUUUUUUACGACGCUAAAUAAUAUUGUUAAAACGUA
Hydractinia symbiolongicarpus is the source of this 1390-nucleotide messenger RNA. Its product is annotated as galactose-1-phosphate uridylyltransferase-like. Gene Ontology annotation, molecular function: UDP-glucose:hexose-1-phosphate uridylyltransferase activity; zinc ion binding. Gene Ontology annotation, cellular component: cytoplasm. NCBI's taxonomy places the organism in Eukaryota, Metazoa, Cnidaria, Hydrozoa, Anthoathecata, Hydractiniidae. The transcript is spliced from 15 exons. The coding region runs from base 168 to 1226 and encodes 352 amino acids. The record is from RefSeq and is a predicted model, not a curated record. Gene Ontology annotation, biological process: beta-D-galactose catabolic process via UDP-galactose, Leloir pathway.